AUGGGUCUCGUUCGCUCCAUCGUCCGGCCUGCUGAGAAGAGUCUGCGCGCUAAGCAGGUCGAGCAGAGGAUAUUCUGGCAGAAACCCAGCACCAUCCCCACCUACGUCCGCGGCAAGGGUGACUCUCUCUUCUUCGGCAUCACGGCAUCUGUGAUCACUGUCGGAUUCGCACACUCGUUGUACGAGGCGAACGACCUCAUCAAGGGCAAACAAUAA
Fimicolochytrium jonesii is the source of this 216-nucleotide messenger RNA. RefSeq lists its product as uncharacterized. Gene Ontology annotation, biological process: mitochondrial electron transport, cytochrome c to oxygen. NCBI's taxonomy places the organism in Eukaryota, Fungi, Chytridiomycota, Chytridiomycetes, Spizellomycetales, Powellomycetaceae. The record is from RefSeq and is a predicted model, not a curated record. The transcript has 4 exons. Bases 1 to 216 code for a protein of 71 amino acids.